CGGUAGUUGCUGAAAAUGGGCAAUUGUGACAUUUUCUGCCUACAUACUGCAAGAUGGCGAUUAACCACUGGCACCAUGAGAAGCUUAUUUCAGGCAUGCUCACUCUUCAUAAUUCUUCUUAGUGGGAAUCGACUUAAAGCCUCCAGUGAAGUAGAAUCCGUAGACCUUCCAAACUGCCACCUGAUUAAAGGCAUCGAGCCAGCAACACUGGAAACAACCAGCCAAAUGCAAACUCAUGAAUCAAAACAAAAAUGGCCAGAAGCUGGCGCUGAAGAUAUUGACAUCCUUCCCAAUGGUCUGGCUUUCCUUAGUGUGGGUCUAAAAUAUCCAGGACUCCACAGCUUUGCACCAGACAAGCCUGGAGGAAUACUAAUGAUGGAUCUAAAAGACGAAAACCCGAGGGCAUUGGAAUUAAGAAUUAGCCGUGGGUUUAAUUUGGCUUCGUUUAAUCCACAUGGUAUCAGCACUUUCAUAGACAGCGAUGACACGGUUUAUCUCUUUGUUGUAAACCACCCAGAAUUCAGGACUACAGUGGAAAUUUUUAAAUUUCAAGAAGAAGAUAAUUCUCUUUUGCAUCUAAAAACAGUCAAGCAUGAGCUUCUUCCAAGUGUGAAUGAUAUCAUAGCUGUUGGACCUGCACAUUUCUAUGCCACCAAUGACCACUAUUUCUCUGAUCCUUUCUUAAAGUAUUUGGAAACAUACUUGAACUUACACUGGACAAAUGUUGUUUACUAUAGUCCAAAUGAAGUUAAACUGGUAGCAGAAGGAUUUGACUCAGCUAAUGGAAUCAACAUUUCACCUGAUAAAAAGUACAUCUAUGUAGCUGAUAUAUUGGCUCAUGAAAUUCAUGUUUUGGAAAAACAGCAUAAUAUGAAUUUAACUCAAGUGAAGGUACUCAAGUUGGAUACACUGGUGGAUAAUUUAUCUAUUGAUCCUUCCUCGGGGGACAUCUUGGUAGGCUGUCAUCCUAACGGCCAGAAGCUCUUCAUUUAUGACCCGAACAAUCCUCCUUCCUCACAGGUUCUCCGCAUCCAAAAUAUUCUCUCAGAGAAGCCUACAGUGACCAUAGUUUAUGCCAACAAUGGAUCUGUUCUCCAGGGAAGUUCUGUGGCCUCUGUAUACGAUAGGAAGCUGCUCAUAGGCACUUUGUACCACAGAGCCCUGUAUUGUGAGCUCUAACGUGGACUUUGGGUAUCAAAGUGUGCUCACUUCUCUUAACAAUUAGUUUUCAAUGAAUGGCUCGUUCUGAGGGAAUUUAACUAGUAAAGCUGAGCCAGGAUGUAUGACGUGUAUAGUUCAUUUUAUUUCAGGCAUGAAAGGCCCCUUCAGUCCUUGUUGCACUUUUAACAUAAAGGAAAAUGAACAGGUGUUUUUUUUUUUAAAUGCCAAGUAAAGGAGAGAGAAGAAAGCUGCUUUCGGUAAAGUGAAUAUACUUUGCACAAAAUGAGCCUCACCUCCUUCUUCCAACUGCCAGAGCAUGAAUUCCACUGAAUCAGGGUAGAUCCCAUUUCCUUAAAAUGUGAGUGACCCCUGUGACUGUUUGGAACUACUGAUAGGUAACGUGUGUGGAUAUUUUGUACUUACAUCAUUGUUUACUAUUAAAGAGUUGGAGUUAUAUUAAAGACUAACUAAAAUCCUAUAA
Molecule: messenger RNA, 1642 nt
Organism: Myotis myotis
Lineage: Eukaryota; Metazoa; Chordata; Mammalia; Chiroptera; Vespertilionidae
Gene: PON2
Product: paraoxonase 2
Exons: 10
Coding region: 16-1179 (387 amino acids)
Cellular component (GO): extracellular region
Molecular function (GO): arylesterase activity
Source: RefSeq, a predicted model, not a curated record